This is a messenger RNA of Octodon degus (degu), 2989 nucleotides long. It is a transcript of the gene Rnf220, whose product is annotated as ring finger protein 220. Gene Ontology annotation, molecular function: ubiquitin protein ligase activity; metal ion binding. The coding region runs from base 371 to 2071 and encodes 566 amino acids. Gene Ontology annotation, biological process: protein ubiquitination. The record is from RefSeq and is a predicted model, not a curated record. The transcript has 15 exons. NCBI's taxonomy places the organism in Eukaryota, Metazoa, Chordata, Mammalia, Rodentia, Octodontidae.
UUCACUGAUUAGAGCCAGCGCUGAGAGGCAGCACCGCUCCUUCUCUCACACCAACCGAGUCUCUUGAUCUGUACAUGCAAUCCCAGGCAGCUCGCGAGCACACACCCGGGGCCAGCCGCCUGCCGCUGCCGCCGCCGCCGCCGCCGCUGCCUCCGCCGGCUCCGCGCGCCCUGGACUUCCCAUGCGCCGCACUCUCCGCCUUCUUCUCUAGGUGCCCAGAAAAGUGCGCACGUUCUCCCCAGGAAUUUCCACGGUCUUAGAAGGGCAUGAUUCCCCAGUAACAUUCCCUGCCCUCAUCCAAGGUGCCGCUCGGCUUCCUUCCCAGGGAAGACUGCUUCUUGUGUGACGCCAGCCCUUGAAAGAGACUCCGAUGGACUUACACCGGGCAGCCUUCAAGAUGGAGAACUCUUCCUACCUUCCCAACCCUCUGGCAUCACCAGCACUGAUGGUCUUGGCAUCCACAGCUGAGGCCAGCCGGGAUGCUUCCAUCCCUUGUCAACAGCCACGACCCUUUGGUGUACCUGUCUCAGUAGACAAGGAUGUGCAUAUUCCCUUCACCAAUGGCUCCUACACCUUUGCCUCUAUGUACCAUCGGCAAGGUGGGGUACCAGGCACUUUUGCCAAUCGUGAUUUCCCCCCUUCCUUAUUACACCUCCACCCUCAGUUUGCUCCCCCUAAUCUAGAUUGCACCCCAAUCAGCAUGCUGAAUCAUAGUGGUGUGGGGGCUUUCCGUCCCUUUGCUUCUACUGAGGACCGAGAAAGCUAUCAGUCAGCCUUUACACCAGCCAAACGACUUAAGAACUGCCAUGACACAGAGUCUCCCCACCUGCGCUUCUCAGAUGCAGAUGGCAAGGAAUAUGACUUUGGGACACAGCUGCCAUCUAGCUCUCCCGGUUCACUUAAGGUUGAUGACACUGGGAAGAAGAUUUUUGCUGUCUCUGGCCUCAUUUCUGAUCGGGAAGCCUCAUCUAGCCCAGAGGACCGGAAUGACAGAUGUAAGAAGAAAGCAGCAGCAUUGUUUGACAGCCAAGCUCCGAUCUGCCCCAUCUGCCAAGUCCUGCUGAGGCCCAGUGAGUUGCAGGAACACAUGGAACAGGAACUGGAGCAACUGGCCCAAUUACCCACCAGCAAGAAUUCCCUUCUGAAGGAUGCCAUGACUCCAGGCACCCCCAAGUCCCUCCUAUUGUCUGCUUCCAUCAAGAGGGAAGGAGAGUCUCCUACAGCGUCACCACACUCAUCUGCCACCGAUGACCUGCACCACUCAGACAGAUACCAGACCUUCCUGCGAGUGCGAGCCAACCGGCAGACCCGACUGAAUGCUCGGAUUGGGAAAAUGAAACGGAGGAAGCAAGAUGAAGGGCAGAGGGAAGGCUCCUGCAUGGCUGAGGAGGAUGCCGUGGACAUCGAGCAUGAGAACAGCAAUCGCUUUGAGGAGUAUGAGUGGUGUGGGCAGAAGCGGAUACGGGCCACCACUCUCCUGGAAGGUGGCUUCCGAGGCUCUGGCUUCGUCAUGUGCAGUGGCAAAGAGAACCCAGACAGUGAUGCUGACCUGGAUGUGGAUGGCGAUGACACUCUGGAGUAUGGGAAGCCACAAUACACAGAGGCUGAUGUCAUCCCCUGCACGGGCGAGGAGCCUGGUGAAGCCAAGGAAAGAGAAGCACUCCGGGGUGCAGUCCUAAAUGGUGGCCCUCCCAGCACCCGUAUCACGCCUGAGUUUUCCAAGUGGGCUAGUGACGAGAUGCCAUCCACCAGCAAUGGCGAAAGCAGCAAGCAGGAGGCCAUGCAGAAGACCUGUAAGAACAGCGACAUUGAGAAAAUCACCGAAGAUUCCACUGUGACCACAUUCGAGGCCCUGAAGGCUCGGGUCAGGGAGCUUGAACGGCAGCUAUCUCGGGGGGACCGGUACAAAUGCCUCAUCUGCAUGGACUCGUACUCGAUGCCCCUGACGUCAAUCCAGUGCUGGCACGUGCACUGUGAGGAGUGCUGGCUUCGGACCCUGGGUGCCAAGAAGCUGUGCCCUCAGUGCAACACGAUCACAGCACCUGGAGACCUGCGGAGGAUCUACUUGUGAGCUAGCUACCCAGGCAGCCUUGCCUUGAGCAGCCUUGCGCCCCAGCCUCUGUGUGACAGUGACCCUCUCCCCUUGUACAUACUUGCACACAGGUUCCCCAUGUAUAUACAUGCACAUACACUCAUAUACGUGUGCGCGCGCACACACGUACACAGACUCUGGAGCCAGAGUGGCUGAGGCCCAGCCCUACCUGCUGGCUCCCACUAAGCUUGGGGACCAUACCUGUUCCAGCCUCCAUUCCCAGGAUAGGGCAGGGAGGUGGGGCAGGGAGUAGGCAGCCAAGAAUGCUGAGAUCCAGCUCCCAGACUGACUGACUGACAGACAUGCAGACACCAGACUGAAGCACAUGUAAUAUAGACUGUGUAUGUUUACAAUGUUGUGUAUAAAUGGGACAACACCUUCGUCCUCCAGCUCCUCCCCUCAGUUGUAUGAUUUUCUUGUUGUUUUGAGGAACCUCUGGAAGCAGUGCCUCCCUCAGGGCUGGCUGGGGGCUCGGCCUAUCCAGCCCUUGGGUUGCCUGCCUCCCUUUCCCGUGGCGUCCCUCCCCUCUCCUAUGUGCUCAGUGUUCAGUGGUGUAUAUUUCUUCUCCCAGGCAUGGGGCCCGUGCCCCACAGGACAUGAUCUUAUCCCUAGUCUUAGCUCAUGAGGCUCUUUUUGAGGACUUGGGGUGGGGAAGGAACUGGGACCCAAGCUAAAGCAGAGGCCGAGGUCUGGGCUGGCUGAGGGUGCUGUGGGUUGCCCAGAUUUUGCUGAGAACCAUUCCUGGGAGUAGAGCUGCUAUUCCCAGGAGAAGGUUGUCUCCCUGCCCCUCCUGUGUGCCCCAUGGUGUGAUACUGUGUCUGUAUAUUCUAUACAAAGGUACUUGUCCUUUCCCUUUGUAAACUACAUUUGACAUGGAUUAAACCAAUGUAAACAGAU